AACAACUACAGCAACAGCAAGAAUUGAAGCAUAAAAAAUUGCACUCUUCAACCACCAUCAACGCAAAUAUUCGUACGAAUAUGAAAUUGGAAAAACACAAAGUUUCGCGGCUACGUCAGCUGGCCACCUUUUCACCCCUUCGUCAUUGGUUUAUGGAGAAUUUACGCAAUUAUUGCAAUAGCACAUCCCUGCAUGGCUUCAACUAUAUAACACUGAAGACCGCCACUGCGAAUGAGCGACAUUUUUGGAUUGCCAUUGUUAUUGUAUCGAUUAUAACCUCCAUUGUUUUGGUCUUAGUUUCGUGGUUUUGGAAUCGUGAAACUCCAACAGUGACAGUGAUCGAGAGUGCACAUUUUGCCACGUGGGCUAUACCAUUUCCGGCGGUGACUAUUUGCAAUUUCAAUAAAAUAUCCAAAAUGAAGGCUUUCAAAUUGGCGAGAACGCUCAAACGCCCAGCUAGUGUUUCCGAAGAGAAACUUCUGAGCCUCUUUCGCAUAACAAUGUUCUUCAACUUCGCCUUAAAUCACACGCAAGAAGAUUUUAACAUUUUCGAAACCAUACUGGAAAGUAACAAUCUCACAUUGGCAAAAUUAACAGAACAGCUGUCACCCGAUUGCAUGGACAUGAUAUCGAAAUGCGUUUGGAAAGGCACAGCAUCGCGUUGUGACAGUCUAUUCCAGCCAGUGCAGGCAACGGAGGAAGUCUGCUGUUCGUUUAACUAUUAUGGACGAACAACUAAUAAUUUUCCGAAAAAAAUUGCAUAUCAAGUUCCAAAGCUGCCGUAUCGGGUUACCGGCUGCGGACAUUCUACUGGCAUUUCUGUUGUACUCAAUCCCCUUAACGAAGACUAUUUCAGCACAUACCUUAGCAGUUAUGGCUUUCGUUUGUUCAUUCAUAGCGCAUACGAUUUCCCCGAUGAAAAUGCCGAAACGAAAGUAGUCACGUCGGGCCGUGAAAGUUUUGUGCGUAUAAAUCCCGAAUCAACAUAUGCCACAAAUGCUGUUCGUAACAUGGAUCCACAGAUACGUAACUGUUUAUUUUCCGAUGAACGCACGUUGCCAGCUAUGCAACGCUACACAUUCGGCAAUUGUAUGGCGGAAUGUCGUACAAAGAUUAUUUAUGAGUUUUGCGGUUGUAUUCCAAUGAGCCUGCCGAAUAAUGGCAGUUUUAAGGUGUGCGAUUUGCGAGAAAUAUAUUGCGUAAUGAAUAUACGAGAUAUUUUCUCAUUGUCUUUACCCACAAGAAAUGUGACCCAAUCGAUUGUGCAGGUGACUGAUAAAUUUCCAUGUGACUGCCUUCCAGGCUGCGAGUUUAACAGUUAUGCAUCGGAGAUUACAAUGGGAUUAUUGGAUUUGAAUUUGGUUGCCUCGAGCAACAGUUUAAACAAAACCGUUAAUACUGAAGAACAAAUACUUUUGCACGUUUUCUUCAGCGAUUUAAUGGCUAAGCGUUAUCGAAAAGAUGUAUUUCAAGAUUGGCUCUCAUCGUUAGCAUCUUUUGGUGGCUUGCUGGGUUUGAUAAUGGGAUUUAGCAUAGUGACCGCUUUCGAAUUUAUAUACUUUUUCACAUUCAGACCUAUCUUUAAUUAUUUUAAUGAUAAUUUCAAUUUGACAUAA
Ceratitis capitata (Mediterranean fruit fly) is the source of this 1616-nucleotide messenger RNA. RefSeq names its product pickpocket protein 11. The coding region runs from base 81 to 1616 and encodes 511 amino acids. Gene Ontology annotation, molecular function: ligand-gated sodium channel activity. Lineage: Eukaryota; Metazoa; Arthropoda; Insecta; Diptera; Tephritidae. Gene Ontology annotation, cellular component: membrane. The record is from RefSeq and is a predicted model, not a curated record. The transcript is spliced from 7 exons. Gene Ontology annotation, biological process: sodium ion transmembrane transport.